AGUGCUGCUUCCUGUUACAGAUGCAAGGAAGUUUCAAGAACCACAGCCUCUGUGUUGCCAGUCGUGGAGUUUUAACCUAUAAAUUAUGGGGGAAAUUUCGAGGUGGUUUCUGUGGACUUGGAUUAUCUUGAUCUCGGAUGUGCGUUCGGUUAUGCUGCCAGAAAUAACAGAUGGGACGUUCAUUGAUGAAUGUGUCAAGGAACACAACAGGGCGCGGUCAUCUGUCAACCCGCCUGCAAGCAACAUGAUGCCUAUGUCAUGGGAUGAGGACUUGGCCAUCACUGCAAGAGAGUGGGCAACAAAAUGUCUGUUUGAACACAACCCCAACCGACGGCGUCCUAACUCCAACUCUGUAGGAGAAAACCUUUGGGUGGGCUACCCACCAUCAUUCUUUAAUGUGUUGGGUUCAAUAAAAAGUUGGGACGAUGAAAAACAAUAUUACGACUUCGACAGCCAGGCCUGCACAAAAGUCUGUGGCCACUACACACAGGUUGUGUGGGCAAGCAGCAACAAGGUUGGGUGUGCCGCUCAUCUGUGCCCCGACGGAAUCAAGGAAACUGACUUUGGGAGAAAAGAAAGCGUCAUUUUUGUAUGCAACUAUUCUCCAGCGGGUAACAUGAACAGAAGGAAACCGUAUAAAUCCACCGGUUGGACCACGGCAGAUAGCGGAUCAAGCUAUGUGGGGAUUCUGGUUGUCCGGCCCAUCGCUCUCAUCCUUACCUUCGUCGCAGCUUAUGCAGUCCGACACUUUUACCCUGAUGUCUUCUGCUAUGAAUAGACCUCCUGCAGAGACCUCAAGGACCCGGACUUCAUUGUGUGUGCAGAGGAGAUAUCUAAUGAAAGCUUUAGAAGCUUAGAAGUAUUCCAAAUAUCAUUCCAAAUGUAAAUAUGCAUGUAAAGACAGUUUACUUUGCAGGCUGAACACCUGCUUCCAAAUAUAUACUCUGAUUUCUCAACUUUAGCCGUAGCGCCCCCCAGUGGGAAUGUUGGUACUACCUUUUACAUGCAAUGUGCAAUGUGCUCCAUAUUUCAUAGGUUUGAUGACAGUCACAGCUUCAACUCAUCUACACAUACAUCUUUAUCAUAGUAAUAACGUCACGUAUUUCAAACAGACACAGUUUUGAAUUUGAUGUCAAUCUUAGUUUGAUUAACGGACAGACAUGAACUAUCCUACAGAUGAUAACUUUGUGAAAGUCCUAUCCCUGCCUACUGGUGCAUGUGAGCUCAUCUACAGAUCAGUUUACCUCAUGGUGGUUGUCCCGCAUAUUACUGCACAGUUCUGGUUGCAGCACAGGCACAUCCUGCAGCUGCAUCAGGCCCCAUGAGGACAACGAUGCAAAGGCCUGUUCAUCGCCUCAUGUGCCUUUAAAUUUCAGUUUGUUAUCCUUUUAGUUUGUUAAUAAACACAAUUUCUUUUGUUCAUUUACAGUCUCUCUUCUGGUAUUUUCAGAAAAUUGUUGUCCCCCUCAUCCACUUUUACUUGAACAACGUUGAUAAGGUUGAUGGACUAAUACCAUCUAUGUUACUUAAAGACACGAGUAUCUCCCCAUGUCUUAAACCCAAAGUAAAAUAAAACUGGAUUAAACUCAA
Messenger RNA from Notolabrus celidotus (New Zealand spotty), 1590 nucleotides. It is a transcript of the gene glipr1a, whose product is annotated as GLI pathogenesis-related 1a. The coding region runs from base 86 to 778 and encodes 230 amino acids. NCBI's taxonomy places the organism in Eukaryota, Metazoa, Chordata, Actinopteri, Labriformes, Labridae. The record is from RefSeq and is a predicted model, not a curated record. Gene Ontology annotation, cellular component: extracellular region. The transcript has 4 exons.